AUGAGUAAACAAGCUGAAAUCGGCGUGGUGCCGGAGAACGCCAGCGACGAUGUGGUCAUGGGCGAGAAGCAGGGAACCUCGAGGGAUGUGGAGGAUAUGAAGCGUAUGGGCAAAGAACAAUUGUUCAAGCGUAACUUUGGGUUCUUGUCCAUCUUCGGCUUUGCCAUGAUUCUGAUGCAGACAUGGCAAGCGCUGCUUGGAACCAUUGCCUUCGGUCUCGGUAAUGGUGGAACAGCGGGUCUUAUAUAUUUGUAUAUCAUCGUCGUGGUGUUCUUCACCCUGGUCAAUGUCUCCAUGGCCGAGAUGGCCUCCAUGGCUCCCACUGCAGGUGGUCAAUAUCACUGGAUUUCCGAGUUUGCGCCUCGAAGUCACCAAAAGCUCCUCUCGUUUAUCGUUGGCUGGAUCUGUACCCUCGGCUGGCAAAGCGGUGUGUCGAUUGGAUGCUUUUUGGCGGCAACCGAGAUCCAAGGUCUGAUCGUCCUCAAUAACGACUCCUACGUCUAUGAGAGAUGGCAUGGAACUCUCCUCACCAUUGCCAUCGUGCUCUUUGUCGCUUUUUUCAAUACCUUCCUUGCCAAGCAUCUUCCUCUGGUCGAGGGUAUGGUCCUCUGCUUGCAUGUCGGCGGCUUCAUCUGCAUCCUUGUUCCGCUGUGGGUUCUUGGCCCUCGUGGAGACUCCCACCAGAUCUGGACGGUCUUCGAAGAUGGUGGCGGUUGGGGCUCAACUGGUCUCGCAACCCUUGUCGGUAUUAUCACGCCCGCUACUGCUUUCCUCGGUGCCGACGCCGCCGUCCACAUGGCCGAAGAGUUGAGGAACGCCUCCAAGACUCUGCCGAGAGUCAUGCUCUGGACUUCCAUCGUCAACGGAGGUCUGGGUUUCAUCAUGCUAGUUACUUUCUGCUAUACCCUUGGCGAUCUUGACAGCGUUCUUUCGACUCCGACCGGCUAUCCCUUCAUCCAAGUCUUCUACAAUGCGACCGGAUCCAAGGGCGGUGCCACGGCCAUGUCGUGCAUCCUUGUUCUCUCGGCUGUGGCCAACGGUAUGACCAACAUGGCCACGGCGUCACGUCAACUCUUCGCCUUCGCUCGUGACAAGGGUCUUCCCUUCCACACCUGGUUCGCGAAGGUCGGAACUCGAUUCGAAAUUCCCGUCAAUGCCGUUCUUUUCACCAUCGGCUUCUCUGUGCUGUUCUCGCUCGUCAACAUCGGCUCAACCGUCGCCUUUAACCAGAUUCUGUCGCUCGGUGUCGCCGCUCUGUUGUCCUCGUACUUCAUCUCCAUCGCCUGCGUUACCUGGCGCCGAGUUACCAACCAACCGCUCCUCGACCGAGUCUUUGACCUCGGCCGUCUCGGGAUCCCCAUCAACUUUGCUGCCCUCGCGUUCCUCCUUUUGGCCUUCGUCAUGAGUUUCUUCCCGGGGUUCGCUAACCCCACCCCGCAAACCAUGAACUGGUCUUCGCUGGCAUACGGAACUGUGCUCAUCAUCGGAGCCUGCUACUACAUAUUCUGGGCUCGAUACCACUACGUCGGACCCGUGGAGUACGUCCGCAAGAGCGCUUAA
Messenger RNA from Fonsecaea erecta, 1560 nucleotides. RefSeq lists its product as hypothetical. Gene Ontology annotation, biological process: transmembrane transport. The record is from RefSeq and is a predicted model, not a curated record. Gene Ontology annotation, molecular function: transmembrane transporter activity. NCBI's taxonomy places the organism in Eukaryota, Fungi, Ascomycota, Eurotiomycetes, Chaetothyriales, Herpotrichiellaceae. The coding region runs from base 1 to 1560 and encodes 519 amino acids. Gene Ontology annotation, cellular component: membrane. The transcript is spliced from 8 exons.